Dioscorea cayenensis subsp. rotundata (Guinea yam) is the source of this 766-nucleotide messenger RNA. RefSeq names its product light-regulated protein, chloroplastic. Lineage: Eukaryota; Viridiplantae; Streptophyta; Magnoliopsida; Dioscoreales; Dioscoreaceae. Gene Ontology annotation, cellular component: chloroplast. The record is from RefSeq and is a predicted model, not a curated record. The coding region runs from base 43 to 570 and encodes 175 amino acids. The transcript is spliced from 3 exons.
AUCAACAAUACCUUAUCCAUUAAUAGAUAUCAAUGCAAUUGAAUGGAGGAGAAUAAUUCUUUUCUAGACCCACUUCAAAGCAGUUAUAAAUAUCAAGUAGCUGAAGCUCUUAAUUAUUCUUCAAAGAAAACCCCAAAGAAAGCAUCAAAACAAGCAUCGAGAACACCAUCAAAAAUGCAGGCUGCCACAGUGUGCUUCACAGGGCCAAUGCCAUUGAAAAGCACCAAGACAUUGGUGCCAAGGAAAUCAACCAAGACCUAUAGAACAGUGAUCUGCCCGAAGGCUGUAGCUGUCGCCGCGCCCGACAACGAUACCGUUGACUAUACCUCCUCAGCUUCUGUGUUUCCGGCAGAAGCCUGUGAAACAAUUGGUGGAACAGCAUGCGACGUGGAGAUGUUUCCUGAAGUGAAGCUCCAAUCACAGCCCAGCAAUGCUAAAGCAAAAGUUGCCUCCACGGAAAUUGAUCGAGACUAUCUAGAGUACAAUGAACCUAGAACGGUGUUCCCAGAUGAGGCAUGUGAUGACCUUGGAGGAGAAUUCUGUGAUCCUGAGUACCAGAGGGGUGGUUAAUGAGAAUAGGCUACAUGUUUAAGUUACUAGAAUUGCUCGGUCUCCAGUUCCUUGUGGUUAAGCAGUAAGGUUGCACUAAUUAUGGGUUAGCAGCACACUAAUGGAGUUCAAUACCUAUAGAACUUUAUGUACUCUGUAGAUAAAUUGCUUUGGUGUCAUACGUGAAUAUAUUAUGAAGUGUGGUGUUUCUAUGUUA